AUGGCCUCUGUUCGCGGCUCAGAAGAGCUGCCGCCUUUGGAGAAAUGCUUUGUCCCACUCGAGAACAACCCUCGAGUCUUUACACAACUCGCGCGCGAUCUCGGACUGCCACCCUCUUGGACCUUCCAUGAUGUCUACAGCCUCACCGAGCCUGACCUUCUCAACAUGGUCCCCAGACCCGUCGAAGCCCUGAUCUUUACCACCCCCGGCGAGACCUUCCACCGCGCCCGCGACGCAGAGAACGAUGCCAUGGUGCCACACAUAGCAGACGGUGAGAAGAACUCUGUCAUCUGGUUCGAGCAAACACUUCGCAACUCGUGCGGUCUGAUGGCAUUCUUGCACGCCGCUCUCAACAGUGUCGCAAAGGAUGACUUGCUUCCUGGCUCCGUGCUACAAGACUUGCGAGAUCGUGCUGUUGCUCUCUCUGUCGAUGGUCGAUCUCGUCUGCUCGAACAUUCCGCCGCCCUCGAAGAAGCCUACGCCUCUGCCGCUAACCUGGGCGAUACAGCCGCUCCACCUAUACCACAAUGUCCGCUAAACCAUUACAUCGCCUUUGUCAGAUUAAGAGACGGUACACUUUGGGAGCUGAACGGUGGUAUGAAAGGCCCUGUGUGUCGUGGAACCCUCGCUGCCACGGAGGAUGCCAUGAGUGACACUGCCCUAGAUCUGACUGUCCGUUCAUUUCUCAGACUCGCCGAAGGCGACACCAGCUUCACCAUUGUCGCGCUUGCACGUGCUGGAGAUUGA
Molecule: messenger RNA, 747 nt
Organism: Aureobasidium subglaciale EXF-2481
Lineage: Eukaryota; Fungi; Ascomycota; Dothideomycetes; Dothideales; Saccotheciaceae
Exons: 2
Coding region: 1-747 (248 amino acids)
Biological process (GO): ubiquitin-dependent protein catabolic process; protein deubiquitination
Cellular component (GO): cytoplasm
Molecular function (GO): cysteine-type deubiquitinase activity
Source: RefSeq, a predicted model, not a curated record